Messenger RNA from Entelurus aequoreus (snake pipefish), 2239 nucleotides. RefSeq names its product EWS RNA-binding protein 1a (gene ewsr1a). The transcript has 2 exons. NCBI's taxonomy places the organism in Eukaryota, Metazoa, Chordata, Actinopteri, Syngnathiformes, Syngnathidae. Gene Ontology annotation, cellular component: membrane. The coding region runs from base 141 to 1661 and encodes 506 amino acids. The record is from RefSeq and is a predicted model, not a curated record. Gene Ontology annotation, biological process: protein homooligomerization.
CACCCUUGAAGCGGAGACCAAGCCCUCCUCAGCGAGCGAAGAAGGGGAAUAAAAAGACGACAACAACACGUUCUCUUCAAAUAUUAACAUCAAACUAUCGAAUUUAGCGGUCUUCUCGUCGUGAGACACUCUCCAGGGCCAUGAUGAAGAGGUGGCGCCAGGUGGCUUUUGCGUCGUUCCUUCUCGUUUGUCUCCUCAGCACUCAGUCCACAUGGGCCAAAAGGGGGGGCAGCAGCAGCAGCAGGUCCUCAUCCUCCAGCAGUCGCGGCGGGUCGCAGUCCAAGCCGUCCAGCACUAAUCACGGAAGCUCUUCCAACCGGAACACCAAUCCGUACCCGUCUGGUGGAAGUUACCCGGGGGCGGGCACCAGAAACACGGGAGGAGGCUAUCCCAGACAGAACCCAGCAAGUAACCCGGGUGCCGGAAGUUAUCCCAGACAGAACCCAGCAAGUAACCCGGGAGCCGGAAGUUAUCCCAGACAGAACCCAGCAAGUAACCCGGGCGCCGGUAGUUAUCCCAACCAAUCUCCCGGGCGAAACAAUCCUGGGGGUUAUCCGAACCAGAACCCUGCUGGGGGUUAUCCGAACCAAAACCCUGCGGGGGGUUAUCCGAACCGGAACCCUGCGGGGGGUUAUCCGAACCAGAACCCUGCGGGGGGUUAUCCGAACCGCAACCCUGCGGGGGGUUAUCCAAACCAGAACCCUGCGGGGGGUUAUCCAGCUGCCGGGGGGUACCCCAACCCGAACCCUGGAAGAGGUAACCAGUAUCCCCAAGGUGGAGGCUACCCAGCAGGAGGCAGCUACCCAGGAAGAGGGGGCACCAACCAAGGAUAUCCGGCUGCUGGAGGUUACCCUAACCAGUACCCUGGAAGGUAUAAUCCAAAUCAACCUGGUGGUGGUUACCCGGCUGGAGGGUACCCAGGUGGAGGGGGCUAUCCAAACAGGGGCGGCUACCCAGCUGCCGGGGGCUACCCAGCUGCAGGUGGGCAGGGUUGGGGCUACCCUCAAGGAAACCCCAAUAAUAAGAUCAUGAGUCCUCACAUCGGCGGGGGUGCGUAUGGAUACGGCGGUCGCGGCAUGGGAGGGUCCCCGUUCUCUCAUUCUGUCCAGCAGAUGGGCUACAAACCCAAAUCCAGCGGCUUUGCCAAGAAAGCCAUCCUGGCCGCCGGCGUAGGCGCCGUCGCCGGCAUGGCCGUCGGGUACGGACUCGGGCGCUUCCCCCGACCGCACUUCAACUUCCGCAACCCGGAAGAGGAGUCGUACUACAACAACUACAUGUACCGCCGCUACGGCUCCCGCUCUACCGACGAAAAGGACUUCGGCCGCGACUACGAAUACAAGCUCCCCCCGCGGGCGGAGACCUACGAGUCCUUCAUGGGGAAAUGCAUGAACAGGACGGACCUCCUGAAGGACCAGGGCAAAGGCAACUCGUCCGCGGACGACGACACGGUGAGCAUCGAGGAGAUCGGCUACCCGUCGCUGGUGGAGCAGAUGAAGUCGCGGCGCUGCGUGGAGGAGUACAUGGUCUACUCGGAGCGCUUCCUGCAGGAGCGCAAAGCCGAGCGGCAAGUCCAGGGUCGCGGCAGUCCUCUCCGCUUCGGGGUGGCGCAGCUCUUCCCCUCCCUGCUGAUGCUCCUGUCCAGCCUGCUCCUGCUCCAGUAAGGACUCUUUAGUCCUCCAUUACAGUACAGCUGCACGUGUACAUGACAGUAAUGCUGAAUGUGGCUCAUAUUUAGUCCUGAUCAAUACUAACAAGUGCGGUACACACGCUUUUAUACAUGCAGGUCCCAAACUAAACCUUUUUUCAUUUGCACUUCCAAUUGUUGAGCACUGAAUACGUCAAAACAUGUAAAUAUAUUUGUAUCCUUAUGACUUUCCGCGCCCUAAGUCUAUGACAGCGACCUGCUGUGUUAAAUGAUAAUAUUGCAAUCGGAGCUCAAACAGGUUUUGCAUGGCACACACAGUGUGUGCAAAUAAAUGACAUGACGUUGCAAUUUUUCAUGACUAUUUAUGUGGAUAAACAUUACAAGAAAAAAAAAAAAAGUCACGCCUAUUAUAAGAAUAAAAGGGGCAAGGGGGGGGACAUUUAAUGGGACAGCAUUACAAGAAUAAAGUUGUAAUUUUACCCUCCACAAAGAUUUUUAUGAAGAAAAAAAAAAGUGGAGAAAAAAAAAGUGCAAAACAUCAUAAUUUCACCAGAAUAAAAUUGUAAUAAUAGUAUUUUAUUAUUAAACAUUUCU